Messenger RNA from Chrysochloris asiatica (Cape golden mole), 2559 nucleotides. RefSeq names its product zinc finger and SCAN domain containing 29 (gene ZSCAN29). Gene Ontology annotation, biological process: regulation of transcription by RNA polymerase II. Bases 1 to 2559 code for a protein of 852 amino acids. Gene Ontology annotation, molecular function: RNA polymerase II cis-regulatory region sequence-specific DNA binding; DNA-binding transcription factor activity, RNA polymerase II-specific. The record is from RefSeq and is a predicted model, not a curated record. The transcript has 5 exons. Lineage: Eukaryota; Metazoa; Chordata; Mammalia; Afrosoricida; Chrysochloridae.
AUGAUGGCCAAACCCAGUCUCAGAGGGGAUGGCCCUAGCUCUGAGACCUUCCGACAGCGCUUCCGGAGAUUCCAUUACCAGGAGGUGGCUGGGCCCCGGGAGGCUUUCAGUCAACUCUGGGAACUUUGCUGCCGGUGGCUAAGACCGGAGGUGCACACCAAGGAGCAAAUUGUAGAGUUGUUGGUGCUAGAACAGUUCCUAACCGUCUUACCUGGGGAGAUCCAGAAUUGGAUACAGGAACAAUGUCCAGAAAGUGGAGAGGAGGCAGUGGCUCUGGUGGAAGAUUUAGGAAGAGAGCCUGGAAGACCUGCAAGUUCGGUCACAGUCUCUGUGAAGGGGCAGGAAGUGCGCUUGGAGAAGAUGACACCCCUGAAAUCAUCACGAGAGUUUUUAAGUGUUCGGCAGGAGUCAGUGGAACCCCAGCCCAGGGGUGUACCCAAGAAAGAGAGGGCAAGAAGCCCUGACCUGGGACCACAGGAGCAGAUGAACCCAAAGGAGAAGCUCAGACCUUUUCAAAGGAGCGGAUUUCCAUUUCCUAAAUCUGGUGGUGUGGUCUCCAGGCUGGAGCAAGGAGACCCACAGAUCCCAGAUCUGCUGGGCUCCACGGAGAGGGGACUCCCAAGAGGCAGUCACACUGGAGACAGACGAAUACCUGCUGAUCUGUUACCAUCCAGAAGAGAGAGAAGCAGCUGGGUAGAACAGGAUCACUGGGGCUUUGAGGAUGAGAAGGUGGCAGGUAUUCACUGGGGCUAUGAAGAGACCAGAACCCUCCUUGCAAUUCUUAGUCAGACUGAGUUUUAUGAGGCUCUCCGAAAUUGUCAUAGAAAUAGCCAAGUGUAUGGGGCAGUGGCUGAGCGGCUCCGGGAGUAUGGUUUCUUCCGGACCCUGGAACAAUGUCGGACCAAGUUCAAAGGUCUCCAGAAGACCUAUCGGAAAGUCAAGAGUGGCCACCCACCUGAGACCUGCCCCUUUUUUGAAGAGAUGGAAGCUCUCAUGAGUGCCCAGGUCAUUGCUCUGCCCAGUAGUGGCCUGGAAGAGGCAGCCUCUUGCUCUGGUCUGGUGGGCAGUGAUGCUGAGACUGAGGAGCCAGGACAAGAGGACAGGCAACCUGAUGGGGAAACAGAAGAGGCCAUUGCUGAGAAGUCUGACAGCGAUGAGAUGGCCCCAGAGGCCACCCCCCAAGACUCUGAUAAUUCAUCUGCACCAGUCCUAUUCCGAAACCCAAGUGGUGUACACUGGGGCUAUGAAGAGACCAAGACUUACCUUGCAAUUCUUAGUGAGACUCAGUUUUAUGAAGCGCUCCGAAACUGUCAUCGUAACAGUCAACUGUAUGGAGCAGUGGCUGAGCGAUUAUGGGAAUAUGGAUUCCUUAGGACACCUGAGCAGUGUCGGACCAAGUUUAAAAGUCUACAAACCAGUUAUCGGAAAGUGAAGAAAGGUCAAGCACCAGAGACCUGCCCAUUCUUUGAGGAGAUGGAUGCUUUGGUGAGUACCCAGGUUGCUGUCCUGCCGAGUAAAGACCUGGAAGAGGAGACAGCUUCUUGCCCAAUCCAAGGGACCAAUGAGGCCGAAACUGAGAAGCAAGCUGAAGAGGCAGAAGAGACCUUAGAAGAAGAUUCUGAUGGCGAUGAAGAGGAUAUGGAGAUACCCCCAGGGGCUGUCCUAACACGUGCUCCAGUCUUAUUCCAGAGCCCCAGUGGUUUCGAGGCUGGAUUUGAGAAUGAAAAGAAUCUAAAUCGGGAUAUUUCUGAGGAAGUACAACUGCACAGGACAUUGCUUGCAAGAUCUGAAAGGAAAAUUCCUCGGCAUCAUUAUCAGGGUAAAGGCAGUGCCAGUGAAAGUCGAUCAGGAAGGCAGUGGGAAAAGACCCCAGAGGAGAGAAGGGAAAAACUCCCAGAGAGGAGCUUAGGGAAACUCCUAAAUCACCAGAAACCUUAUUUGGGGGAGAGACCCUAUAAAUAUCUCAAAUAUAGCAAAAGCUUUGGUCCAAACUCCCACUUCAUGCAGCAGAUAUCCCACCAGAUGGAAAAUCCUUAUAAAUGUGCUGACUGUGGGAAAAGUUUCAGUCGUAGUGCACGUCUUAUUAGACACCGGAGGAUCCACACUGGAGAGAAACCUUACAAAUGUCUUGACUGUGGGAAAAGUUUCCGUGACAGUUCAAAUUUCAUUACUCAUAGGAGAAUUCACACAGGAGAAAAACCUUAUCAGUGUGGUGAGUGUGGAAAAUGUUUCAAUCAGAGCUCAAGCCUUAUAAUUCACCAGCGAACUCACACAGGAGAAAAGCCCUAUCAAUGUGAAGAGUGUGGAAAAAGCUUCAAUAACAGUUCUCAUUUUAGUGCACAUAGGAGGAUACACACAGGAGAGAGACCCCAUGUGUGUCCUGUCUGUGGAAAGAGUUUCAGUAAGAGUUCUGACUUACGUGCACAUCACAGAACCCACACAGGAGAGAAACCCUAUGGGUGUCAUGAUUGUGGCAAGUGCUUCAGUAAAAGCUCUGCCCUUAAUAAGCACCGAGAAAUCCAUACACGAGAAAAGCUUUUGUCACAGUCAGCACCAUAG